AUACAUCUAAUAUUGAAUUACGCGAUAUAUUGGAGUGUAGUAUUGCACUAGUUUUAACUGCACAUGCAUUAAUAGUCUUUGUUAUUGCUUAUAUCUCGUCUGUCUGCUUCCAGUAUUCAUGAUUCAUCGGCUUUCUGGAAGUUGAGCAGCUGAUCUGGAGAUCAUGGAGAAAGAUGUGAAGGCAGGCAUGUCCUCUGUCGUGGCUCCAGAAGCGUCGGUUGGACCUGUGGUGUCACAGAGCCGCUCAGAGGACGAGGAGUCCACCGCUGUGAAGAGGUCCGCCGCUCAGGCCUUCAGUGGACCGGGAAUGAUCCCCAAACGCAGAAGCUCCUCCAGAUCAAUAAAGAGAAAGAAGUUUGAUGAUGAACUGGUUGAGAGUAGCCUCGCGAAAUCUACCAGUCGGGUCAAAGGUCAGCCUGUCAUUGAACCAAUCAGAUGUGACCUCGCCAUCAGUGACAAAAAGAAGGGUUUAAAGUCUGCCAGCUCUUUUACACAUCCCCUUUCCAUGGUGAUCGCUCCUUCAAUGACCAAACGAAUGAAGAAGAGCAAGCAGCCGUUACAGAUCACCAAAGACCUGGGCCGCUGGAAACCCAGCGAUGACCUGCUGCUCAUCAAUGCCGUUUUGCAGACCACAGAUCUCUCGUCUGUUCAUCUGGGGGUGAAAUUCAGCUGUCGCUUCACGCUGCGAGAGAUUCAGGAGCGCUGGUACGCUCUACUGUAUGACCCAGUCAUAUCAAAAUUGGCGUGGCAGGCCAUGAGACAGCUUCAUCCAGAGGCCAUCGCUGCUAUUCAGAGUAAAGCUCUCUUCAGUCAGGCAGAGGAAGCCCUGCUCGCUAAGAUCACCUCAAGCAGUCAGCCUAAGCUGGAGGUUUUUCAAGAUUUGCUGAACAAGCACCCGAAUGUCUUUUACCCGUCGCGCACUGCUAAGAAUCUGAUGGUCCACUGGCAGCUGCUCAAGCAGUACUAUCUGCUGGAGGACCAGAGCGUUCAACCUCUGCCUAAAGGAGAGCAAGUGCUGAACUUCUCUGAUGCUGAGCAGGUGGUUGAUGAUGCCAAACUCAAGGACAGCAGGGAUGAAGUCUUAGAGCACGAGCUGAUGAUUGCAGAUAGACAUCAGAAGCGUGAGAUCAGACAGCUGGAGCAGGAGCUUCCUCGCUGGCAGGUGUUAGUGGACAGUAUCACAGGCAUGAAUUCACCAGACUUUGAUAAUCAGACGCUGGCAGCUUUACGUGGACGAAUGGUCAGAUAUCUGAUGAGAUCUAGAGAGAUCACACUGGGACGUGCAACUAAAGACAAACAGAUAGAUGUAGAUCUGUCUUUGGAGGGUCCUGCAUGGAAGAUCUCCAGAAAGCAAGGGAUCAUUAAACUGAAAAAUAAUGGAGAUUUCUUCAUCGCCAAUGAAGGCCGAAGACCCAUUUACAUUGAUGGACGACCAGUUUUAUCUGGAAACAAGUGGAAACUCAACAACAAUUCUGUGAUGGAGAUUGCAGGCCUUCGCUUCGUGUUUCUGAUCAAUCAGGAGUUGAUUUCUCUCAUUAAAGCUGAAGCUGCUAAGAUGAACCAGGCAUGAUGCAGACUUCACUGUUCACGAGCUGUCGAGCACCAUUCAGUCACAGCUGUUCUGUCCUGUCUUUAUCCCUGAGCAGAGUCAUACACAGAAGACUUUUCAGCACGAGAUGAUAGAGCCCUCAUAGCAUCAGCUGAGCCGGGAUCUGGACCUCAGACUGAAGGAAAAUGAUUUGGAAAUGAAUUGGACAUUUUAUGUGCCUGUUAUUUAAGGCACAUUUGUACAGAAAGAAUGGACUGUGUUUGUGAGCUUUGUGUCUGUGUGUAGAUUUGCUUUUUUUAUUAUUAAUUUGUAUUAGAGAAACUGUUCGUUUUGUUGGCUUGGACAUUUAUUGUUUGUUUAUACUUCAAACCCAGUGACUUUGUAUUGUCUAAGCUAAGUCAGUAUGCUAAUAUUCUGCCAUGACAGAAGUAGUGUAAAUAUAUUAAUAAAAGACUGAUUAAAACAGAAAAAAGCCAU
This is a messenger RNA of Carassius carassius (crucian carp), 2026 nucleotides long. RefSeq names its product microspherule protein 1-like. The record is from RefSeq and is a predicted model, not a curated record. Lineage: Eukaryota; Metazoa; Chordata; Actinopteri; Cypriniformes; Cyprinidae. Gene Ontology annotation, molecular function: protein binding; G-quadruplex RNA binding. Gene Ontology annotation, cellular component: NSL complex; Ino80 complex; MLL1 complex. Gene Ontology annotation, biological process: positive regulation of transcription by RNA polymerase II. The transcript has 14 exons. Bases 164 to 1570 code for a protein of 468 amino acids.